AUGUCACGAGAGUCUGGCUCGAUACGCAGUUUUCCUCGCAAGCAGCGGAACGUGGAUUCUUUCCCCAUCCUCGAAGAGGAUGAGGUAGGCAGUGAUGACCAGGGCCUCCCGAUGAUGCCCGUUUUCAGCAUCGACGAGGAAAAAGGCAUACCGAAGGAGGCCCGGACGGUGGACAAUAAAAAGCGCAUCGAGCAGGAGAUUGAGGGAGAUUUUGACAGGGAGUUCUACCGAGACUCCGCAGACCUGCCUUCGAUGCAGCGCAAGCCGCUGCUGGCGCAGCAGGUCGAUUUGGGCGACCCGGACUCCAGUCUCGACGAGUCGACAGACGAGAGCGAACAUAGUGUCGAGCAAACCCCUGAACUUGAGCCUGCGAAGCCGGGGAAGGUACGCAGUUGGAUCCGCCGGUUUACUACGCAUGCUUCACAACCGCCUAAGCUAGGGCAAGACUCCUCAGAGGGCACCGAGAUGGACAGUCUUGACCCGUUGCACGGUAUGAUGAAGUCGAAGUUUUUCCAUUUUGGCACACCAAAAGAGCGCCCUGUGGAUGAGGAAAUGGGCCACUAUGAUGAAGCGAAGGGGAUCGUUGAGACACACGUCCCGAUGGAGAACUUGCGCUCUGUGUCAUCCGAGAUGUCGCUCGACCGUGGGGCUUUGAGGGACACGGAUUCCAACGAGUAUUUUAUAGCGCCUCUGCUGGAUGAUUACGAUGAGAUGGCGCCGCAUGAGCCGGCAGAGCGGCAACGCUACAAAAAGGGCAUAUUUUCGAAUAUCAUGCGGCUGUACAAUUCAAGUUUGUCGAACGUCGUUUCUAUGCAGGACAGUGACAGAGACGAGAUUUCUCGCGCAAAAAAAUGGAAACGGCUGUCGCUAUUGAAUCGGUCGUCUUCCAGCUCCAUAAAUGAGGUGUUGUCUACAGAUGACAAAAAACAGCGCCACAAACGGGAAGUUUCAGGCAGUUCUCUCGCCAGUUUUUUCGGUAGCCGAGAAAGCAGCAGCCAAGCAGAAAAAGUCGAUCUGCCGCAAUUCGAGCACAAGGACAAGAAACUGAAGGACAUGCUCAAGCUCAAGAAGAAGCGCAAGCGCGAGACGGCCGCGCGCAUAACCGUGCACAUCGCAGACGUGCUGCAACGUCAAAAGUUCAUUCUCACGCUGUGCAAGGCGUUCAUGAUGUACGGUGCGCCCAACCACCGGCUGGAGGAGUAUCUAUCUGCCGCAUCACGUGUGCUCGAGAUUGACAGCUCGUUUAUUUACCUCCCCGGCGUGAUGAUUGUCUCGUUUGGCGACCCGUCCACGAGAACGUCCGAGGUGAAGCUCGUGCGCGUUUCGCAGGGCCUUAAUUUGGGCAAAUUGGACGAGGCCCAUGAGCUGUACAAGAGUGUAGUGCACGACCGGAUUGGCGUCGAAGAGGCGUCUUCGCGGCUCGAGGAGCUGCUGCAGCGGCCAAAUUACUUUAACACCUGGUGGAGCAUUUUGCUGUACGGGAUUUCGAGCUGCUCCGUGAUCAGCUGGGCUUUUGGCGGCUCGUGGCUCGACAUCCCGCCCACUUUCGCUCUCGGUUGUCUGCUCGGCUUCUUGCAGCUCGUAGUUGCACCAAAAUCGACAAUCUACUCGUCAGUGUUCGAGGUUAGCAGCACCGUGUGUCUAAGUUUUAUUGGUCGUGCGAUUGGCACCAUCGGUGGCGGCAAGUAUUUCUGCUUUGCGGCGGUCGUCCAGGGAGGCAUGUGCAUGAUUCUGCCGGGCUACAUCAUCCUCAGCGGAGCGCUAGAGAUCCAAAGCAGGUCCCUCGUGGCAGGCUCCGUGCGCAUGUUCUACGCCAUCAUCUACUCGCUUUUUCUCGGGUUCGGCCUCACUCUUGGGUCGGCGCUGUACGGCUGGAUGGACCACCGCGCUACCACAAAUACUACAUGCACCUCCAACAUCUCGCCGUGGUGGAACUUUGUGUUCGUGCCCGUCUUCAGUCUCGCGCUAUCGAUGGCGUCGCAGGCGCAAUGGCACCAGCUUUCGGUUAUGACUGUCAUCGCGUGUGGAGGCUACGUGGUGUCGUAUUUUUCGUCUCGACACUUCAGCAUCACAGAGUUCAACUCGGCCCUCGGCUCCUUCACCAUCGGUCUGCUGAGUAACCUGUACUCUCGCACAGGUACGUCGUUCCGCCGUAUAGGCUACUGCAACUCUGCUUUCACCUCGAUGCUCACAGGCAUUUUUGACCAGGUCCCCGGUGGAGUGGCCUCGCGCAACGUUUUGGCAGCAGGAAUUUCGCAGCUGAGCAACCAAACCAGCGGGAGUAGCGGGACGCUCACCUCUGCUGCAGCGGCCAUCAGCACCAGCACCCUGAGCUUUGGCAUCUCAAUGAUCGAGAUCGCGAUCGGAAUCAGUGUCGGACUGUUUUUCAGCACAAUGCUGGUGUAUCCGUUUGGCAAAAAAAAUACCGGUAUUUUCAGUUUAUAG
Molecule: messenger RNA, 2445 nt
Organism: Ogataea parapolymorpha DL-1
Lineage: Eukaryota; Fungi; Ascomycota; Pichiomycetes; Pichiales; Pichiaceae
Exons: 1
Coding region: 1-2445 (814 amino acids)
Biological process (GO): transmembrane transport
Molecular function (GO): transmembrane transporter activity
Source: RefSeq, a predicted model, not a curated record